AUCGCGACUAAAGAAGCGAACAUCCGGCGGCCAGCUUGCUUCCUUUCGUUGCCGAAUCGCGAUACAACGCCAACGAGACGACGCCAAUUCACGGUGGAAACUUCGUCCAAAAAGUGCCACUUUAUACCUAUCUAUUAUCAUUCAAAUUAAAGUCCGCGCACAAUCAGCAACAUAUGGCGACCGUGUAGCAUCGAGAUCAAAGAUGCCGACACUGAGUGAACCUACUGCUCUUAUUUAUACUGUGCCGCCACUCUCUCGAGACCUCGAGAGACGCGCGAUGAUCGCACGAGUGUUCGUUGCUCUGUUCCUCGUCGCCGUGUGGUUGCCGGCAUUCGGUGACACGGCCUCCGCACACAUUCACACGCAUCAGCACAACAAGAUUGACAGCAAUGAGAGGACGGAGGACGGGGCCUUCAGCCCCCGCGAUGCCGACCACUACGCGGAGGGCGAGCAUCAUCAGGAGUUCGAUCACGAAGCCAUCCUAGGAAGUGUAAAAGAAGCAGAAGAAUUUGAUAAACUUCCAAUAGAAGAGUCCAAGAGGAGAUUAGGAAUUUUACUGACUAAGAUGGAUCUGAAUAAUGAUAAAUAUAUAGAGAGAAAUGAACUAAAAGCCUGGAUCUUGCGUUCGUUUGGCAUGCUGUCUGCAGAAGAAUCUCAAGAUCGCUUGGACGAGGCUGAUACAGACGAAGAUGGCAAAGUGAGCUGGGAUGAAAUCCUGCAGGAUACUUAUGGCAGCGAUCCUGAAGAUUUGGCUCUUGAUGAUAAGUUAAUCCAAGAUGAUAAAGAGACGUUUGAAGCUGCAGAUUUAAACAAAGAUGGUUAUUUGGAUUCAGAGGAAUUUAAAGCUUAUACACAUCCUGAGGAAACACCUAGAAUGUUCUCAUUGUUGUUGAAGCAAGCUUUGGAAGACAAAGACACAGAUAAAGAUGGAUACAUUAAUUUUCAGGAAUUUAUCGGUGAUAGAGCUAAGUCCAAGGAUAAAGAAUGGUUACUAUCAGAAAAGGAUAAAUUUGAUUAUGAACAUGAUAAAAACAAAGAUGGUAGACUCGAUUCGGAUGAAAUUCUUUCUUGGCUUGUCCCAAGUAAUGAAGAAAUAGCAAGCGACGAAGUGGAUCAUUUAUUCGCAGGUUCUGAUGAUGAUCAUGAUAAUAGAUUAUCGUUCGAAGAAAUAUUGGACCAUCACGAUGCUUUUGUUGGUAGCGAAACUACAGAUUAUGGUGACCAUUUACAGGAUAUCGAACGUUUCACCGACGAACUUUGAAAGUCAUUAAUCGAUCGAGUUGAUAAUACGCAUAUUAUCUUCUGUAAUACUCAGAGACAUUUAUUUCAAACUAAAAAUAUUUUUAAUACACUGCUCAAAACGACAAUGGAAUUAUGUCUUUAAGAAAGCCUGUAAAUAAAAUCUUCAAAUUUUAAACCAGCAUUUGAAAAAACUAUUGUAUUUAAACAAGAGUACUUACUACAAGAUGUAUGUUAAAUCGUGCAUUAAGAGAAAUAUUCAUGAUCUAAAAUCUACUAGAACCUUAUACACAUAUUUAUUUAAAAAAUAUUCCACUAAUCGUUUUAAGCAGUAUAUUUCUCAAUGCAUCUCCUUUCACCCUUUAUCUAUUUCAUUUUACUUCUUUAUGCAACCAUUAGAACAAAUUUAUAUUAAUAACACAAGACACGUACAUAAGAUUAAUGAAACUUGCUCAUCGUAUAUAUUUACGAUGAUUCACAGAUAGUAUAGCAUUACAUGAACCAUCGUCUUCCAAUUUCUACCAAACAUGAGUGCCAUACUAGAGAAUGCAGAGAGAGAAAAUAGAUUAGAACAACAAAAGAAUCAUAUUUCUUAUUGCAAAUGCAUAGAAUUAAGUUUAAAUCUCUCAUCAACAUUAUAUUAUGUUAUAUAUGUUAUUAUUUAUUAUAUAUAUAUGUCUAUUGCAUGUAAAGCACAAUUUGCUUGAAUUAGCAAGAAAUUAAUGUAAUUUUCAUAGUUAAUAUUAAACGAGUCUUAUUUCUUGGCACUUCUUUGAAUAUAUGCAUUACAAAAUAUAAAUCUUUGCCGAGUGAUUUCCGUGAUCGAUUUUUAAUAAAAUAUUUUAAUUUUAA
Messenger RNA from Formica exsecta, 2091 nucleotides. Its product is annotated as reticulocalbin-2. Gene Ontology annotation, molecular function: calcium ion binding. Gene Ontology annotation, cellular component: endoplasmic reticulum. Bases 203 to 1261 code for a protein of 352 amino acids. Lineage: Eukaryota; Metazoa; Arthropoda; Insecta; Hymenoptera; Formicidae. The transcript is spliced from 5 exons. The record is from RefSeq and is a predicted model, not a curated record.